CUGCUGGCGUCACGGGGCGUCUGAAUGGCGGGCUGGCUUUAUAAAACCUCUGCCAGCCUUCUCGCACGAGUUGGAAGGCCACUCGUCUCCGCGGUCGGUAACGUGUGCACGCGCAGCAAAGUCCCACAUCUUCAGCAUCCUCAGUCUUCUCCCUGGAGGACAGCGCAGAGACAGCUCGGCACCAUGAGGUCCUUCGUCCUCCUCUUCUUCACCCUGCUGUUGGUGUCCCGCGGAUCUUCAGCCGUCAUUACUGGGGCCUGUGAGAAGGACUAUCAGUGUGGGGGAGGGAUGUGUUGUGCGGUGAGUUUGUGGAUGCGCAGUCUGCGUAUGUGCGCGCCCGCGGGACAGGAAGGAGACGACUGUCACCCCCUGAGCUACAAGAUUCCUUUCAAUGGAAAAAGACUCCACCAUACUUGUCCCUGCCUGCCCAACCUGAUGUGCAUCACCUUAGAGGAGGGGAGGAACAAAUGUCUCUCGCCACUCAAGUAUCCAGACUACUUCCUCUGAGGACCAACACUUGUUUUCUUUGUUUAUUUUGAAUAAAGAUAUAUAUUUAAUAA
This is a messenger RNA of Gasterosteus aculeatus aculeatus (three-spined stickleback), 560 nucleotides long. RefSeq names its product prokineticin 2 (gene prok2). The record is from RefSeq and is a predicted model, not a curated record. NCBI's taxonomy places the organism in Eukaryota, Metazoa, Chordata, Actinopteri, Perciformes, Gasterosteidae. Gene Ontology annotation, biological process: endothelial cell proliferation.